UUACAAAGUGCACGAUCCGGAUUUCCCGCCAAAAAUAAAWAAAAUGUCUUCCCGUAAGAUGGAAAUGGAACUAUGGACAUAAAAUACUGAUUUGCAUUGUUGAAAGUUCCAGAAUGGUUUUGAUGAACACAGGGAAGCGAAAAGAUGACGAUGGAGCUGGCAAGAGUGGAAAAGAUCAAACGGGAAGGUCUGAUGAUGGUCAAUCUGUGGAGUCCAGGGUUCUUCGUAUUCAAAAGCAAGAGACAAUGGACAAUAAGUAUGGCUUUGAAAAACAUAAAGAUACUAGUGAAAAGCUUGGWUGGCUCAUCAACAUGCAUCCGACUGAAAUAUUAGAUGAUGAUAAAAAGCUUAUUAGUGCUGUGGAUUUGUACUUYGUUCAAGAUGAUGGUGAUAGAUUUAGGAUUGCGCUACCAUUUAAGCCAUAUUUCUAUAUUCUCGCCAAAAAGGAUACAGAUAGAGARGUAGCAACAUACCUAAAUAGAAAACAUGGAGGUCUUAUUGCAAAGAUAGAGACUGUCCAAAAAGAGGACCUUGAUUUGCAAAAUCAUCUUGUUGGACUGAAAAGAAACUACAUCAAGUUGUCAUUUAACAAUGUCAAUGAUCUUAUGAAGGUCAAACGUGAGAUAAUGCCAGCGGUGCGUAAAAACAAAGAACAAGAAAAAGCUAAUGCUACUUACAAUGUUAUGUCAGCCAUGAACAACGUGGAUUCUGAUUCAAACUUGAAAAUAGCCGACCAAAAAGAYAAUAUUAUUGAUAUCAGAGAGUAUGAUGUCCCUUAUCAUGUYAGAGUCGCCAUUGACCAAAAAAUUCAUGUGGGUCAUUGGUAUGACGUCAAAGUUAGAGGCAGACUUUACCCAGAAAUCAAAAGGAGAGAUGACCUCUUGGACAGACCUGAUCCAGUGGUGCUGGCAUUUGACAUUGAGACGACUAAACUGCCACUUAAGUUCCCUGAUGCUGCUAACGAUUCYAUCAUGAUGAUUUCAUACAUGAUAGAUGCACAGGGUUUUUUGAUCAUAAACAGAGAGAUUGUAUCAGAAGAUAUUGAAGAUUUUGAAUACACCCCUAAACCAGAAUACGAAGGACAGUUUACUGUGUUAAAUGAGCCAGACGAGGCUUCUCUUUUACAAAGGUUUUUUGAGCAUAUUCUUGAAGUAAAACCAAACAUAUUUGUGACAUACAACGGUGACUUGUUUGACUGGCCAUUUGUAGAAGCUCGUGCAGUUCAUCAUGGCAUUGACAUGCUGGAAGAAAUAGGUUUUAGUAAGGAUUCAAUGGGAGAAUACAAGUGCAGAGCAGCCAUUCACAUGGAUGCUUUCAGGUGGGUCAAGAGAGAUAGUUAUCUACCAGUUGGAAGCCAGAAUUUGAAAGCAACAACGAAGGCAAAGCUAAGAUAUGACCCCAUAGAACUAGAUCCAGAAGAGAUGUGUCGAAUGGCAAGUGAACAGCCUCAGGAGCUUGCAAACUAUUCUGUUUCUGAUGCUGUGGCUACAUAUUAUUUGUACAUGAAAUAUGUACAUCCCUUCAUUUUUGCCUUGUGUACAAUUAUUCCUUUAGAACCUGAUGAGGUACUCAGAAAAGGKUCAGGAACCCUCUGUGAGGCUCUUUUGAUGGUCCAAGCAUUCCAUGUCAAUAUUAUAUUCCCCAACAAGCAAGAACAGGUAUUCAACAAGCUCACUAAUGAUGGCCACGUUCUAGACUCAGAAACUUAUGUUGGGGGUCACGUUGAGGCAAUUGAAUCUGGAGUCUUCAGGAGUGAUAUUCCWUGUAGAUUUAGGCUUGUUCCAGAGGCAUUUCAAAAAUUGAUUGACAAUGUAGAAAAAACUAUGAAGCACACCAUUGAAGGAGAGGAAAAAAUCCCAAUGGAAACAGUUUUAAAUUUUGAUGAGAUAUGCGACGAUAUAAAAUCUAAACUGGCAGCUUUACGUGAUACACCAGCGCGUUUGGAAAACCCUAUGAUUUACCAUCUUGACGUGGGUGCCAUGUACCCUAACAUCAUCCUCACCAACAGAUUACAGCCUUCAGCCAUGGUUGAUGAGGAAACCUGUGCAGCUUGUGACUUCAACAAGCCAGGAGMAAGGUGUCAAAGAAGCAUGACAUGGUCCUGGAGAGGAGAAUACAUGCCUGCUUCUCGUAAUGAGUUUCAAACAAUCAGGCAACAGUUAGAAGUAGAAAAAAUUCCUGGACUUAAACMRGGUGAUCCAYCACGGACUUUUCAUUCCUUGACUCCUGCAGASCAAGCACAGCUAGAAAAGAAACGACUCUCUGACUAUUGUCAUAAGGCAUACAAAAAAGUCCGCAUCACAAGACUGGAAGAACGGCAAACUACAAUUUGUCAACGUGAGAAUUCCUUCUAUGUGGACACUGUCAGAGCUUUUAGGGAUAGACGUUAUGAAUUCAAAGGUUUACUCAAGGUCUGGAAGCGCAAACUUGGUGCUGCUCAGCARACUGGAGAUGCUGAGGAAAUAAAAAGCUGUAAAGCAAAAGAGGUUCUUUAUGAUUCACUACAACUUGCCCACAAGUGUAUUCUGAACUCUUUCUAUGGUUAUGUUAUGAGAAAAGGUGCACGGUGGUACUCGAUGGAGAUGGCAGGGAUUGUUUGUUAUACUGGAGCCAAUAUCAUCACYCAAGCAAGGGAAAUUGUUGAACAAAUAGGKCGACCUCUUGAACUGGAUACUGAUGGUAUUUGGUGCAUCUUGCCAGCAAGUUUCCCUGAGAAUUAUCAGGUCAAGACUACUAACCCAAAGAAGAGCAAGGUCACUGUGUCCUAUCCUGGUGCUAUGUUGAAUAUAAUGGUCAAGACCCACUUUACCAAUGAUCAAUACCACGAGUUGACAAAUCCAGAUAAUCUAACCUAUGAAAUGAGGAGUGAGAACUCGAUAUUUUUUGAGGURGAUGGACCUUAYAAAGCAAUGAUUUUACCUGCAUCGAAAGAAGAAGGAAAGAAACUCAAGAAAAGAUAUGCAGUGUUCAAUGAUGAUGGUUCUCUGGCAGAACUGAAGGGUUUUGAGGUUAAGAGAAGAGGAGAACUCCAGCUUAUCAAGAAUUUCCAGUCUUCUGUCUUUGAACAAUUUUURAAUGGUGGGAAUUUGGAWGAGGUCUAUGGAGCAGUAGCAAAGGUGGCGAACUUUUGGUUAGAUGUGCUAUACAGCAAGGCUACAAACAUGCCAGACUGCGAGCUAUUCGACUUGAUCUCAGAAAACCGAAGCAUGUCAAAGACCCUGGAAGAAUAUGGAGCACAAAAAUCCACCUCCAUCAGCACUGCUAAACGACUUGCUGAGUUUCUAGGUGAUCAAAUGGUUAAAGAUAAAGGUCUGAGUUGUAAGUUUAUCAUAUCAAGGAARCCAGAAGGCUCCCCUGUUACAGAAAGAGCCGUUCCUUUGGCGAUUUUCCAAACAGAGGAUGGAGUAAGAAAGCAUUAUUUGAGGCGRUGGCUGAAGGAUUCRUCRAUGGUAGAUUUUGAUAUCAGAAACAUUCUAGACUGGCAGUAUUACAUUGAAAGAUUAAAUAGUGCCAUACAGAAGAUAAUAACUAUACCUGCAGCAUUGCAAGGGGUUAGCAAUCCUGUACCUCGCUGCUUGCAUCCACCAUGGCUUCAUAAGAGACUUUUGGAGAAGAAUGAUGUCUUCAAGCAACAGAAGAUCAGUGAAAUGUUUUCUAAAGUCCCAAAGAAAGUGGUACAGGAAGAAGACAGSCUUAGUUUAACUCAAUCAUCCAGUCAAAUUCAUGAUAUUGAAGACUUUGGUUGUGGUUCAAGACCAAACGGCACCCUCAAACCAAUGGCUACUAAGAGAAAGMGGGACCAAAUGGAAGCUGACUCRAGGACUAUUGACAGGAGAGCUAAUAAACGAGGUKGUGAUGCUGUUGAUCUGACAAAGUCAUGGAGGGAUGUGCUUGGAGAACCUCCCAGUUGGGGACCUUUAAAGGAGGAUAAGGAAGCAUGGGUUGACUUUCAAAAGAAAAAAUGGGAAUACCAGGCUAAACAAAGAGCUGAAAGAAAGAGGCUGCGAAAGGAAGCCAGUAGCAUGGGAGUGACAAUAGGUCCUCGUGGAGGAUCCAACACAGGGAUGACAACCUUUAUCAGACAGCAGGCCAGAUCAUUGUUGAAUACACCAUGGCAGAUUGUCCAGAUUGCAGAAACAGGYUCUCCAGGUCUGUUCAAAGUSUGGGCUUUGAUAGGUUCCGACCUCCACUCGGUCAAAGUCAACAUUCCAMGAAUAUUCUAUGUCAACUGCAGAACACCUCGCGAAGGGGAAGGAGCUACAUGGCGUCCUGUUUCAAAGACGUUACCUAGAUCACAUGCAGCAAUCAAUCUGUAUGAAUAUUCUGUGCCAGAAGACAUUUAYAGAGAGCAUUCAAGUGAACUUGCUACUGAUUUGUCAUCACCCAACAUUGAAGGCGUUUACGAGUCUCAGGUUCCAUUGCUAACCAGAGCUUUGAUCAAACUUGGUUGUGUAACAUCUGUAAACAAAACUUUUGCCAAGAUCAGYAAUGGAAGGGAUUUAGAUGUCUUUGAGCUUGAUCAGCUAGAGUUUAAAACCUUAGCAGAAUGCUCUUACCUUGACAACUACAGCUUGAAGACUGUCUACCUGUAUUAUAGUCAAUCGGAUAAUCGUGGUAUGAUUGGAGUAUUUGUACCAGCUGCAAAAAAGGUUUCAGUCUUUGUUCUGGACACUGUGCGUAACAAUCAAAUGCCAAACCUAACGUCAYUGUACAAUGCAGAAAGGGCAAACAAGGAAAAAAGCUCAGAAGGGGAAGCUCUACCUCUUCCUCCAGAGAAUCACACCUUUGAAGUACGCGUUGAGACCAAUCCUAAACAGAUGUUCAAAGGUGUUCAAAGGUAUCUUCAGGUUUAUAGGGAAGAAAAGAAUGGACCAACAAUGGUCUUGAUCCAGUCAUCAAUGGAUUUAAGCCAUUUGACAUCAUCAAUACCAGCUUUGAAUGAUUUYCCACUUGUACCACUUCCAUACAGCAACAGUGAUGCACAGUAUAAUCUCCUUGAUUGGCAACGGCAUGCAUCAAGGCGGAUGAUAUCMCAUUAUUUGGAGAUUGAUGUAUUUUUUCAGGCACAGUUAGACAAUGCUCGUUAUUUCCAUAUACCAGUUGGUAAUAUACCUAUGGAUGCUACACUAUUUGCUGCCGACGUUUUCUAUUCACGUCACUUACAAAAACAUGGUCAUUUAUUAUGGAUGUCRCCCACAAACAGACCUGACUUGGGAGGAAAAGAAGAUGAUGAUAACAGGUUAAGCUUAAUGACUGAUGAAGCCGGCUCCAUGGAGUUUAAUAGCCCAGGCUGUUAUCCUACAGUAUGUGUAGAGCUYUCUAUUGAUGGCUUAGCUGUGAACACUAUCCUACAGUCUGCACAUAUCAAUGAUUUUGAAGGAGCGUCUGGUACAGGAAUCAGCUUUGAUAACAUACAACAGGCUUCAUUAGAAGAACUUGUUCAAGGAGGGCAAUCAUCUUCUGGUCUUACAACCUACGACGAGGCUGCAUURUGCUCUUCUGCUUUYAGGAUCCUGAAAGGUAUGAUUCAUAGCUGGUUACAUGAAGUAUCUGCCUAUCAGAACCAGUACGCUGAUGCACAGCUUAUGCACUUCUACAGGUGGCUGUCUUCUCCAAAUUCUCUCUUAUACGACCCUGCAUUGUGCCGAAUGGUACAACGAAUGAUGAAAAAACUGUUUUUGCAGCUUGUUGGAGAGUUUAAACGACUUGGGUCGACAAUGGUGUAUGCUAGUUUUAGUAAGAUAAUUAUUUGUACAAAGAAGAGAAGUGUUCCCGAUGCCUUAGCAUAUGUGGAGUUUAUUUUGAAGAGUAUUCAGUCGAAGGACUUGUUCCACAGUAUCGACAUAGUGCCCGCUGCAUGCUGGGAAUAUCUGAUGUGGCUUGAUCAGGCCAAUCACGGUGGGGUGCGCGGGAAACUACCUGAAGCAAUUGSUGAGAAUGGACACAUUGAUGAGGACAGUGAUGACGAGAUUGCYGGCACUCCAGAAAACAACAAUAAUAAGGACGAAGAGUCUCAAAUUGAAAUGAACUGGAAUAUUGGAAAGUAYCUUCCUUCUGGUGCAUCUUGUCAAGACUUUUUCCAGAUCGUAGUUGCUGGUCAUAUUCACGCCAUGUAUAAACAUUCACUCGAGGAGCGCCGUAUCAUCCAGCCAGGUACUACACCAAUACGACGGCGAGGGGGAAGCAGUCAAUCCCAGAAGACAGUGCAAUCAUCUGCAACACCAAGCCUCGUCUCUUUUGCACAAGAGCGAAUUCAGGGGGAACUUACUCAACACCUUUUCUCAAUAACCCAAAAGAUUCAGCACACGUUGUCUGGUGACAGAUCUUCUCAUAAAGACCCUAGUGCAGAGUUUCCUAUAUUACCUGGAUCCUAUCUACCAUUGAACAACCCAGCACUUGAAUUUGUCAAGUAUAUUURUAAGGUUUUGUCUCUGGAUUCAAAUACUCAACACCAAGUUAACAAAUUAAGACGCGAUCUUCUCAAGCUCAUUGGUGUUGGAGAAUUUUCACCCGAAGCRAACUUCCAGGAUCCAUGUUUGUCGUUUGUUUUGCCUGAAGUAAUUUGUCAGUUCUGUAAUGCAUGUCGUGACUUGGAUCUUUGUCGAGACCCGUUCAUCGUGCCAUCCGAGGGAAACAACUCAGCCAGUUGCUAUUGUCCCAACUGUCAAAAUGAAUACAACAUGGAUGCCAUUGAACAUCAACUUAUCACUGCUUUACAAAAACGAUCGAUGGCCCAUGUCCUGCAGGAUCUUAAAUGCUCUAAAUGUUGUGGGAUAAAGGACACCAAUAUGUCGAAGUAUUGUAAAUGUGGAAGUAACUUUACCCUUACUGCCCCAGCAGCUGAAUUCGCCGAAAAAAUGAGGACGUUUAGAAAUAUAGCAAAGCAUUACAAGAUGAAUUUAUUACAAGACAUUGUCAAUUGGAUAAUACAAGAUAAUCCUGUUGCAAUACAAUAGAACACACUGGGUUACCUGUGUUAACGAGAAUGCACGAAGGACUGGUGAUUAGAUAUAGUUGUUAUCAGGCAAAAAGGUACGAGAUAAUUCAAUGAUAAUAAUAUUGUAUAAUAUAAAAUCACAAGAUACUAUGUAUAUUCUGUUUACUAAUACAAUAAUAAAAUGGUUUCUAAUAUUA
This is a messenger RNA of Exaiptasia diaphana, 7134 nucleotides long. RefSeq names its product DNA polymerase epsilon catalytic subunit A. The record is from RefSeq and is a predicted model, not a curated record. Lineage: Eukaryota; Metazoa; Cnidaria; Anthozoa; Actiniaria; Aiptasiidae. Gene Ontology annotation, molecular function: DNA-directed DNA polymerase activity; DNA binding; single-stranded DNA 3'-5' DNA exonuclease activity. Gene Ontology annotation, biological process: nucleotide-excision repair, DNA gap filling; mitotic cell cycle; leading strand elongation. The transcript is spliced from 65 exons. Gene Ontology annotation, cellular component: epsilon DNA polymerase complex; nucleus. The coding region runs from base 114 to 6956 and encodes 2280 amino acids.